CAAAGAUAAUAUAGUAACAAAGGAUUAUGUCAAUACCUUUAAAUCUAUGGGCUCCAAGUGCCAUCGAUUUAAGUCUAUGUUAGAAAGUGGGCUAUUAUGCAAAGCAACUCUAGCCCUUGAAAAUCUAUGUGGUAAGGAAGAACAUUCAACCUCUCAAAAUUCUUGCAACACUGAGACAGAAAAGUCACCAAAAGUUCAGGGGAGGAGAUGCCUUUUUUAUCAAAACAUGAUUUGGCAACCUCAUUAUGUUACAAUUCAUUGUUUGCCAAGCCUUUUAAUUCAAGUUUCCCUUGUGCAGCACAGGAUUAUCUCCAUCUCACUCAAAGCACAUGAUUAUUCUCCCUCAUUCCAUCCCAUUUUGCUGCCAGCACACAUCAGGAGGAAGAUGCUUAGGCAGAUGUUGUUUAUGAUCAAGAGUCUGAUGACCUGAGAUGUGUUCUUUUCCAGCUGAUUGUGGAGUUUCUCUUUUCUGUCUGAGUUUACAUCUAUCAAAACAGAACAGCAUUUUUUCCAUCUAAAUAGGGAGUGGAAUAGAAUGUUCUUUUGUUCUGGGACUGCCAAUAGUUUGCAAUCAAUCAAAACGAAACAAACAUUUGGGCUAGCAUCUGCAUGCAUCUAGAUGUAUCUCACCAGCUUACUAAUACAGGACAAAUAUCCUAGUACUUAUUAUAACAUUACUGAUCAUUGUACAGAGAUAGUGGGAGUAAUCAAUCACCUUGAUCUAGAUUAAGAUAGCUCCUGCCCUUGUUUCAAAUGUUUGGAUUUGGCAGAAUGGAAGUGACCUACAUUAGAAGCUAAGAUGCCAAGCUAAAGUUUCUGGCUAUCACAUCUUUUCCAACUUCCAUGACAUUUCCUUGGUUUUUCUAACUUUUUGCAGUUGAGCAGUCCAUGUAAAGACUCACAGCACACCCUUCUUUAUGAAGAGGAAGCCAGGGGUUACCACUCAAGUUCUCAGAAAUAUGUUUAUGCCAGAAGAACAAAUUACUCAUAGUUAUAGUGAGUGAUCUCACUAUAUCACUUUGUAAUACAACUGAUGUCAUGGUUCCUUUGAAAAUAAUUUCAGCUUAGUUUCAGUAAUCAAUUAGUUUCUUAUCAUUUGUGAUUUCUUAUCAUUUCUUGUGCACCAAGAAAUGUAUGCAAAUCUAUGAAAAUGUUUUUGCAAUCAAUUUCAUCUAUGUAGCAUUUUUAUAUGUUAUUUUCAUUAACAUGCUUUUGGGACUGGAAAAGUAUAAACGGAAGUAGAUCUGUGCUUUGGUAAAAGGCAGAAUGCAAAAGUUUGAUUCAGAUGUGAAUUAAUUAGUUUUCCCUAUCUAUGUUCUUUUGAUCACUGUAUUAAUUAAUAAAGGCAGGAUGGGGGGGGAGUCAUGGUCUCUUUCUCAAUUCCCGAAAAAUGCUAUAUUCUCUCACUAUUAUGACCUCCUCUUUCCUGGAUUUCAAAUCCUGUUGUUAGUAUUGCCAUGUGCUGGAAAUAGAAGCAAUUGAAUGACUGAUCCAUGAAUUUAGAUGUCAGUUCUCAUAUGGUUAGAGCUUGUGAAAAUAAGUUACUUUUAGUCUAGAAUAUGGGGAUAUGGGGCCAAGAAAAGAGGAACAAAACAGUCUGCAUUUGAAAUCUGUUAGAAGAAAUCUUUUCAGAAGGCUUUGGAAAUGUAAAAUACUAAAUUUCAGAGGUAUUGAGAUUACCUGGAAUCAAAUAGAAUUCUCUUGGAAUUUUUUUUUAUAUAUAUCUACAUCUGUAAUGCUUUCUCUAAUGAUUUGAUAAGUAAAUGACAAGGCUUCCUAAGUCUCCAUUUGCUGCCUUUUUUUUUUUUCAUUUGGAAAGUGAAGGUAUUAACAGCUGCCUCUGAACUGGGUAGAGGCAAUUCCAAAGAGGUAUCAUCUGUUUCGUGUUUCAAUUCCUAAUCUUAGCAUAAGAAGGAAGUCCCUGCUAAAGUAGCCACUGCUGAAAAGACGGAUUAAACCAUUUGAAGGAUUAGUCCUCUGCGCUGCUGCAUCCAUGAGUCCUUCUACAGCAAUCUCUCUCUUGAUGUUCAUAAUGUGGAGAUGCUGCGCCCGAGAACAACCAGAGCAGCAUCCACCUGCUACUGGAUUUCAGAAGUGCCAAGAAGCCUUGAACCGUCCUAUGUUGGGAGUUCUUCCUGGAGGUGGCUGGGAUAAUCUGAGGAACUUGGAUAUGGGUAGAGUGAUGAGCCUCAAUUACUCUUUGUGCCAAACUACAAAAGAUGGGGCUUACAUCAUCCCCAAUGGCAUCUUCACCAUUGCUCUUAAACAAAGCUUGCUGGAGAUGAACUCUGAGAUCGUUGAGUCUUGGAUGGAUUAUCAAUGUAGCACUGCCGCUUCCAUCAACGCAGGGCUGUCUUUUUCUCAUCUCAAUGGCAGGUUCUCCAGUGACUUCCGCAGGGCGAAAACUCACCAACUGAGAGAUAAGUCUGUAUCCACAAAAGUUCAGAUCAGGAAUCUGAUGUACUCUGUAAAAAUGGACCCUUCCGCAAAGUUAGACGAAGGCUUCCAGCAACAGCUUGUCACCAUUGCUAGCCAGCUGGAGAAAAACAAGACUCAAAUGGCUAACUACUUGGCAGAAGUCUUAGUGUUGAACUAUGGCACUCAUGUUCUCACUGGAGUAGAUGUUGGAGCCAGCCUUGUUCAGGAGGACUAUAUCAAAGCUUCCUUUGUGAAAGAUGGUCAGUCCAGGAGAAGUGCUAUCACUGCUGCAGCUGGUAUCUCUUUCCAAAACAUCAUCAACUUUAAUAUGGGUGUUUCAGUGGGCACAGAAGACAGUUUCACCAAGCAAUACCAAGGCAACCGUACCAGUUCUAGAGUGGAGAGCUUUGGGGGUCCACCUUUUUAUCCUGGGAUUACCCUGAAAACCUGGCAAGAAAGUAUCACCAAUCAGCUAGUGGCUCUUGACCGUUCAGGCUUGCCUUUGCCAUUCUUCAUCACCCCAAAUAAUUUGCCAGGACUGCCCAGCCCCAUUCUGAAAAAAUUGUCCCAGACUGUAGAAUCUGCCAUUGACCGCUAUUAUACAUUCAACACUUAUCCCGGCUGCAUCAAUCCAACCUCACCCAACUUCAACUUCUAUGCCAAUGUGGAUGAUGGCACUUGUGAAGGGAUGGCAACUAAUUUUACCUUUGGGGGUGUCUACCAAGUCUGUGCUCGAUUAGAAGGCCCUGAUGCUGACGUGCUCUGCCAAGCCCUCGAGCAGAAGAACCCGCUCACUGGAGACUUCUCCUGCCCUGUGGGUUAUACCUCCGUCAAACUGCGAUCUCAACAACGUGAGGAAGGAUUCAGCCACUUGGAUUGCCAUCAAGAUUGCUUUCUUUGGAAACUCUUCUGCAAUUGGAUUUGCAAUGACAUUUUCACACUCUCCAAAGUGCAGUUUAGCUCCCACUGGUGUGCAGCAAGAGGCCCCGUCCUUGAAACCUCCACAUUUCUCUUUGGAGGACUCUUCAGUUCCAAAAAUACUAAUCCUGUCACUAAUGCUCAGUCCUGUCCCUCCAGGUACUACCCACUGAAGCUUUUUGACCAGCUCAAAGUAUGUGUGAGUAUCGAUGAGAGGGGAAAGCGACAUUCAGUGCCCUUUGGGGGGUUCUUUAGUUGCCAAAUUGGAAACCCACUGUCCGGAUUGCCUAAUGGAACAGAAAAUGACUCAUAUCUCAAAAGGUGUCCAGCAGGGUUCAGCCAGCAUCUGGCUCUGAUCAGUGAUGGCUGCCAAGUGGAAUACUGUGUCCAAGCUGGCCGCUUUACAGAUAAGUCUUUACCUCAAGCCCGGCUGCCCCCCUUCACUCGCAGGCCAGCCAUCAGCUUCCUUGCUACUGACAUCAUCCUCAUUACAAGCAGCAAUGGGGAUCAGACCUGGGUCAAGGAUCCUCAGACUCAGCAAUGGAAGUCGGCCAACUCGGAUGAUGUGCUCCACUACCUGAAGAGAGGUGGGAGUACUGGUGGGAGUUUGUCAAAUGGAGAAGCAGCAGGGAUCACUAUUGGAGGAAUUGCUGGCUUGGUCAUUUUGAUCGGACUAGUUGUCCAUGUGUGUAAGAGAUACAAGAAAAGGGAGUUUAGCAAGACAGAGGGAGAGAAGACAUGUCUGAUGUCAAAUAAUCCUGUCUAUGGCCUCCUAACUAAAAUGAAGGAUACACUCCAGCCAGAGCAGGAAAAGCAACCAAUUUAGUGGCUUAUUAACUUCAUGUCUUUUUAUCUAUAAAUCCCAAAAUUCUGGUAUGGCCAUUAGUUGUGCUGACCGGGUUCUAACAAGCUUUGCUAUGGGCUUUUACUCAUCUCUUAUUACAAGCAAUUUAUAACCCUAAGCAAGUUACCAAGUUCCUUUUUCUGCUGUCUUUCACUCUACUCUGGAGUUAGAGACAAAUCGGGGACAAAAAGUCUCUUUGCUUUCUAUUUGAUUAGAAAUAUUGACAGCUGCCCUAUCCUGGGCCAAGUCACUGGUCCACCUGGAUUGCCGCUGUUGACAUCAAGUGGCAGCAGCAGUUCUGGUAUUUCAGAGAUUGGCCCAAGAGCACCCGGCACCCAAAUUAAUUCUAUGCAUGCAUGUCCUUUUGUUGCGUGUAGUCAGCUUGCAAGUUAAGGUUAAGAAAAUGGGGGGAUUAAGGGGAUUGCUAUGGGCAUACAGAAGAAAAUAGUUAUUGUCAUUGAAUUAUAUUAAAAAAAACUGGAGAGAUAUUGUAAUAUCACCACGGGCAAUGCAAUUCACACUGAAUGUUUGAAAAAUGUAUUUGGUUGAGGCUAUUUUGAUAACCCUUGAGAACGUGUGCAAAAUUUCAGAUUGGCAACAUGGUGAUGCUAUAGAUCAGGGGCCCUCAACCUUGGCAACUUUAAGCCUUGUGGAUUUUAACUUCCAGAAUUCUUUGCUGGCUGAGGAAUUCUGGAAGUUGAAGUCCACAAGCCUUAAAAUCGCCCAGGUUGAGGGGCCCUGCUAUAGAUAAGACUUGUAAAUAACCAUUUAUCUCAUAUUUUUGUUCUGUGCCUUUUGUAUCUUAUACAUGCCCAAAUCAGUAGUAUGUGAAUAAAUCAGAAAUGCUCCUGCUAGAAUGGUAUGUGGAUUGAUCUUUUUUCUUCCAACAGCUCAUUAAAAAGCACAUAAGUUGCAAUGGUGUGCUCAGAAAUGUGGAGGGGCAAGCACUGCCUGAAUAGACUUACAAAUUUGCUACCUCCAAUCAUCUGCUCUUUUGGGUCUAUCUCCUGAGGGACAAUCUUCAACCUGGAUGCCCUCUGGAUAGGCAGAGUUCAACUCCCAGAAUGUUCCAGCUUGCUUUGUCAUUGCUGAGAACUUUGGGAGUUGAAGCCCAUUAUUUGAAGAGCCUCACAAUUUAGAAAAACUGCUGUAGAACAUGGCCUAUUUUCAGCCUCCAGGUUUGACAAGGCCUAUCAUCUCACUAUAGCUGAUUGCAGAAACGGUGUGGGAAACCUUCCAUUUUAAAUCAAGAGGAUUAUCCCUUCUUGUUCAAAAGAGCACAGGGAAGCUACUGUUUAGCCUGUAUUUAAAGUCCUAAAUAGCAAUAG
Molecule: messenger RNA, 5508 nt
Organism: Crotalus tigris (Tiger rattlesnake)
Lineage: Eukaryota; Metazoa; Chordata; Lepidosauria; Squamata; Viperidae
Gene: MPEG1
Product: macrophage expressed 1
Exons: 1
Coding region: 1994-4162 (722 amino acids)
Biological process (GO): defense response to bacterium
Source: RefSeq, a predicted model, not a curated record